AUGGCCGACGAGAUUGUAAUUGACAAAAAUGUCUUUUCCAACCGAUUAUCAAGCUUCUACGCGGCAUGGAAAGCAGACAAGCGUUCAGGCAAUGCUGUGUUUGGUGGCGUGGGCUCGAUAAUCAUUCUCAUGGGGAAGACAGAUGAGGCAAAUUCUUUUCAAAAGAAUAAUGCAAUGCAUUUCUGGCUCCUUGGAUACGAGUUUCCAGCGACUCUCUUGGUGCUCACCACUGAAGUGGUAUAUGUGGUCACUACAGCAAAGAAAGCAAAGCACCUUGAGCCCCUCAAAGGCGGUAAAAUUCCCCUGGAGAUCCUGGUUACUAGCAAAGAACCAGAACAAAAGAAGAAAGUUUUUGAUAAAUGCUUAGAAGCUAUUAGAAAUGCCGGGAAAAAGGUCGGCAUACUUCCCAAAGAUUCGACUACUGGACCCUUCGCAGAUGAUUGGAAACGAGCAUUUGCGGAUGUAUCUGGUGAAUUGGAAGAGGUUGACAUCGCUCCGGCUCUUUCUUCGGCUGCUUUUUCGGUGAAGGAUACCGAUGAAUUGGUCUCGAUACGCAAUGCAUCACGAGCAUGCAGCGGUCUUAUGUCAGAUUACUUCGUUGACGAGAUGUCUCGUUUACUUGAUGAAGAGAGACAAAUGACACACAAAGCGCUGGCCUCUAGAGUUGAUGCCAAAAUCGACGAUGCGAAAUUCUUUAACAAAUUGGAGAAGCUCCCUGCGGAAUUUGAUGCACAGCAAAUUGAUUGGGCCUACGGCCCGGUCAUUCAAAGUGGUGGGAAAUAUGAUCUGAAGCUCACAGCUACGUCGGACAACAGCAACCUCGUACCGGGAAUCAUCAUUGCUGGUUUUGGUAUUCGGUACAAAACUUACAGCUCGAUUAUUGCGCGUACUUACUUGGUAGAUCCGAGCAAGACCCAGGAAGCAAAUUACGCCUUCCUUUUGGACAUACGCGAAGCGAUCAUGAAGGACGUCCGUGAUGGUACCGCUGCUAAAGACUUGUACAACAAAGCAAUCGGCUUGGUUCGCGCCAAGAAACCGGAACUUGAGAACAGCUUCGUCAAGAGUGUCGGCGCUGGGAUUGGGAUAGAACUACGCGACUCCAACAUGAUGCUGAACGGGAAGAACAGCAGGGUACUGAAGAGUGGAAUGACACUCUCAAUCAGCGUCGGACUAACGGACGUCGAAGACUCGAAUGCCAAAGACAAGAAAAACUCAUUUUACUCCAUGGUCGUCACAGAUACCGUACGCGUUGGCGAGAACGGUCCACAUGUUUUCACCAAAGAUGCGGGUAUCGACAUGGACUCCGUCUCUUUUUACUUUGGAGAUGAGGAAGAACAGGAGAAACCGGUCAAGGAGAAAAAAGAGGUUAAAGCCAGUGCCGUUGCUGGUCGGAAUGUCACACGAACAAAGCUCCGUGCCGAACGACCUACGCAGAUCAACGAGGGUGCGGAGGCCCGCCGCCGCGAGCAUCAGAAAGAGCUCGCCUCGAAGAAAACCAAGGAAGGCCUUGAGCGCUUUGCUGGCACGACCGGCGAUGAGAACGGUGUUGCUCAGAAAAAGUUCAAACGGUUCGAGUCGUACAAGCGAGACAAUCAAUUUCCGUUGAAAGUCAAAGACCUCACGAUCUAUGUUGAUCAUAAGGCUUCAACAGUCAUAGUUCCCAUAAUGGGUCGUCCAGUACCAUUUCACAUCAAUACCAUCAAGAAUGCCAGCAAGAGCGAUGAAGGAGAGUAUGCCUAUUUGCGGAUCAAUUUCCUUUCUCCUGGCCAGGGAGUUGGCAGAAAAGACGAUCAACCGUUUGAGGAUCUCUCGGCACACUUUCUGCGUAACCUGACGCUCAGGUCGAAAGACAAUGACCGGCUGGCACAAGUCGCGCAGGAUAUAACUGAGCUUCGAAAGAAUGCUUUGCGGCGUGAGCAAGAGAAAAAGGAGAUGGAGGAUGUGGUUGAGCAAGAGAAGCUGGUUGAGAUUAGAAACCGCCGUCCCGUUAAACUGCCAGACGUCUAUCUAAGGCCUCCAUUGGAUGGCAAGCGCGUUCCUGGAGAAGUUGAGAUCCAUCAGAAUGGCCUGCGCUACAUGUCUCCAUUCCGCAACGAGCAUGUGGAUGUGCUCUUCAGCAAUGUGAAGCACCUUUUCUUCCAGCCUUGCGCUCACGAAUUAAUUGUUCUGAUUCACGUUCAUUUGAAAACGCCUAUCAUGAUUGGCAAGAGAAAAACAAGAGAUGUGCAAUUUUAUCGCGAGGCUACUGAAAUGCAAUUCGACGAAACCGGCAAUCGCAGGCGCAAGCACCGCUAUGGCGAUGAAGAAGAAUUCGAGGCAGAACAGGAAGAAAGACGUCGAAGAGCUGCACUGGAUCGAGAAUUCAAAGCCUUCGCCGAAAAGAUUGCAGAUGCUGGAAAAGACGAGGGCGUUGAUGUGGAUAUUCCGUUCAGAGAAAUAGGUUUCACUGGUGUUCCAAAUCGUUCUAAUGUUCUGAUUCAACCUACCACAGACGCUCUCGUUCAACUGACUGAGCCGCCAUUCCUGGUAAUCACAUUGAACGAGAUUGAAAUUGCUCAUUUGGAAAGGGUUCAGUUUGGUCUGAAAAAUUUUGACCUGGUUUUUGUGUUCAAGGAUUUCCACAGGCCACCGGUUCAUGUUAACACGAUUCCGGUGGAAUCUCUGGAAGCAGUCAAAGAUUGGCUGGAUUCAGUCGACAUUGCGUUCACAGAGGGGCCCUUGAAUUUGAAUUGGACAACUAUAAUGAAGACGGUAGUGAGUGAUCCAUACGGAUUCUUUGCUGAUGGGGGCUGGUCAUUUUUGGCAGCCGAGUCUGAUUCUGAGGGCGAUGACGAUGAAGAAGAAGAGUCGGCAUUCGAACUGUCUGAAUCGGAAUUGGCUGCAGCGGAUGAAAGUUCUGAAGAUGAUAGUGAGUUCGAUGAUGAUGCAAGUGCUGAGGCAAGUGAUGAGGAGGAAUUCAGUGCAGAUGAUGAGAGCGGUGAGGACUGGGAUGAACUGGAAAAGAAAGCUAAGAAAAAAGACCGGGACAAUGGCUUGGAUGAUGGACAAGGGAAAAAGCGAAAGAGGUAG
Messenger RNA from Aspergillus chevalieri, 3069 nucleotides. It is a transcript of the gene spt16, whose product is annotated as chromatin-remodeling protein SPT16. NCBI's taxonomy places the organism in Eukaryota, Fungi, Ascomycota, Eurotiomycetes, Eurotiales, Aspergillaceae. Gene Ontology annotation, molecular function: nucleosome binding. The transcript has 7 exons. The record is from RefSeq and is a predicted model, not a curated record. The coding region runs from base 1 to 3069 and encodes 1022 amino acids. Gene Ontology annotation, cellular component: FACT complex. Gene Ontology annotation, biological process: transcription elongation by RNA polymerase II; positive regulation of transcription elongation by RNA polymerase II.